CAGAGAGAGAGCAGAGGACGGAUCAGAGGGAAAGGGUUUCACCUCCUGUCAUCUUAAGGAGAAGUAAACUUCAAGCAGAGAGGCGGAUCUGUGCAGCAGAGAAGAAGACUCAGUGGGGAAGCAGACUGUUGCUUGGAUUCACACACAUAUCUUCUCUUUGGCCGAACUGACCGCUUCAUGGGUGAAAGAUGAAUCUCGAGUUGUUGGCCGAUUGCGCGAGUGAUUCUGUUGAGAUGGAGGACGUUUCCCAGCAGACCCGGUGACUUCCACCACCGCCUAAUCCUCCUGCUGAAUGUGGAAAGCCUAGGAUGGAAGAUCCACCAAGUGCUGCACUGAGGCACUGGAACGACACGCUCAACUUCCACAACCUCUACCAGCUAAACUCCUCCUUCGCACGCACAAGCACCACCAGCUGCUUCACCACCGUCACCAGCCAGACCGGGACCGGCGCCGCUGGGUGACAGGACUCCACAAUGUUUGUGAAUUUCCGCCGGAUACGAAAAUGCCAGUGUGUGCAGCUGAUGACCACCUGCCUGGUGCUGUCAGUGGUGAUGGUUUGCUGGGAGCAGAUGGACAACAACGUCGUCAGCCACGUCAAGUCCUACUCCUACCGCUACCUGGUCAACCGCUUCACCUGCAUCAACAAGAGCCUCACCAUCCCACGUGAGCAGGCCAGAGGCUUCAGCAACUUCCGCUACCUGCUGGAUCACUCAGAUAAGUGCGCCGGUAAGGACGUCCUCCUCCUCCUCUUUGUCAAAUCAUCCCCAGAGAACAUUGAGAGGCGAAAUGCCAUCAGAUCCACCUGGGGCAAUGAGACCUACAUCCAAAACACCCUGGGAGUGACAGUUAAGGUGGUGUUCGCCUUAGGAACACCUCAGGACAGGGUUGGUUUUCAGGAGCGGCUCAUCCACGAGGACCGUCUCUGUGGCGAUUUGAUCCAACAAGACUUUUUAGACUCUUUCCACAACCUGACCCUGAAGCUGAUCCUGCAGUUCCACUGGAUGCACAGCCGCUGCGCACACGCUCGCUUCCUCAUGACGGCUGACGACGACAUCUUCGUCCACAUGCCCAACCUGGUGAGCUACCUGCAGGACAUGAGCAGCAGAGGCGUCACAGACUUCUGGGUUGGUCGGGUGCACAGAGGUGCACCCCCGAUCCGCAGCAAAGACAGCAAGUACUAUGUGCCCUUUGAGAUGUACCAGUGGUUGUCGUACCCCGACUACACAGCUGGGGCCGGGUAUGUUGUCUCCAGCGACGUAGCUGACAAAAUCUACCAAGCCACACUGACCCUGAACGCCUCUAUUUACAUAGACGAUGUGUUCAUGGGCAUCUGUGCCAAUGCUGUUGGUGUGUAUCCGCAGGAGCACGUCUAUUUCUCAGGUGAGGGCAAAGCGCCCUACCACAUGUGCAUUUAUGACCAGAUGAUGACCUCACAUGGUCACGUGGAGGAUAUCUAUGACCUGUGGAAGGCAGCAACCCACCCGCAGGUAAAGCAGGAGACUUCUGGACUCAUAGGGAGGCUGUACUGCACAGCCGUGAAAAUGUCUCUCCUUUGUAAACCGUUCUAUUUUAACACCUAUCCUUGCAAAGCAGCCUUUUAGUAGUAUUACCUCAGGUCUGUGUGUGUGUAGGUCAGUAUGUGACAGAGAGAGAGGGAGUGUGUCAUAGGUCAAAAUAAUUGGAGGAUCGUGGCUGCACAUAUUACCUCAGUCCUUUCAGUUGGACACCGAUGUCAAAACACUGGAGCAUUUGUUCUGUGUUUCCAGCGGCAAAGAGUUCAUGCUUGUCACUGCUAGUGUGAGAUCAACGACAUGCUAAUAAGGCUGGCUUUGCAUUGAUAUCAGAAUGUGUUAAAAUAGUUCCUAAAAAGAUGCAGUUUGUAUGUAGUCUCAACUCAAACCCCCUGCUCUCCCUCCUAAUCUUGGAUUUUGUUUCCACUGCUGCACAAAUAUCGGUUGCAAAACUUUGGAAUACUGAUGAAAAAGGACGACUCUCUAACUGACAUUUAUCAAAUUUCAUUACGUUAAAAGUAAAAUGCAGUAAGUAACACAUUUGAUUGUUCCUCGUGCAUAGGAGGAAAUGCAGUCAGUCAGUGAUGUGUCAAAUCUAAAAAUGUCUCUAUGUCAUGAAGUGCAAAGUUCCUCCCAUUGGAGUAGAAUAGAUGUGUCAGUGAGAAGACUUUACGAACAGUUUCUGUGCUGAAAAUAAUGAUGAUGUAAUGAUGAUCAACAAAGUGUGGGCUCUUAAUUUAACAUUUUCUUGUUAUAAGAUCUUUUUUUGUAAUUAGAUUUGUGAAAAGGCUUUUUUUAAUGAAAUAAAAUCU
Molecule: messenger RNA, 2323 nt
Organism: Anoplopoma fimbria (sablefish)
Lineage: Eukaryota; Metazoa; Chordata; Actinopteri; Perciformes; Anoplopomatidae
Gene: b3gnt5b
Product: UDP-GlcNAc:betaGal beta-1,3-N-acetylglucosaminyltransferase 5b
Exons: 2
Coding region: 474-1601 (375 amino acids)
Biological process (GO): brain development
Cellular component (GO): membrane
Source: RefSeq, a predicted model, not a curated record